AUGGAUUUUAGUACAGUACUUACUAGCUCACCGAAUUUUAACAAAACCGGAACCUCGCCUCUCAUAAGCGAGGCCAACAGAAAAACCUUAAUACACUUACAAUCGUUCGAUUUUUCGGAUAAUUAUUUGAAAAAAGGUUCAAACAUAGUUGAUGAAAAAUUAGGCCCUGCUAGCAACGAGAACAAAAACAUCAACAAUAUUUUCAACAGUGUCAACAAACAAGCUAAUGUUGCCGACUUAUUCUGCAAAAUUUUCAACAAAGUUUUACUCAAAUUCAACACCGACAACACCGACUGUAGUUUCUGCAUCUCUCACUACAAAAGUGUCAUCAGGAAUCUCAACGUCAACAACGACAGCAGCAACAGAAGUAGCUACAACCACGACAGCAGCAACAGAAGUAGCUACAACAACGACAAGUUCAUCGUUGAUAUUACCGCCAUUAGCAACAAACAGCAACAGCAGCUGCUGCAACAACCGCCUCGUCUUUCACUUAAAGAUCGCUUGUUGUCGUCUCCCAGAUUAUUACGCUUUCGUUUCCCGCGUGAGAAUCGCGAAGCGAAAGAAAGCGCGCCGAAAAUGGAAGUCGAAAGCGAAACUACAAAAAGGAAACCGAAACCAGCAACACUGAAACAAAGAUCUCAAUCGGCACCUAGGCUGGGAAUUUUUGGGAGGUUCUUUGAGAGGGGAUUAUUCUUCAGAAGGUCUGGAGAUUUUUUUCGGAGGUCAAAGUGA
Molecule: messenger RNA, 732 nt
Organism: Helobdella robusta
Lineage: Eukaryota; Metazoa; Annelida; Clitellata; Rhynchobdellida; Glossiphoniidae
Exons: 3
Coding region: 1-732 (243 amino acids)
Source: RefSeq, a predicted model, not a curated record